AUGCAACAACUCGAAGAGGAAGUAGACAAUCAAUUCCUCUUGAUUCAAGGUCUUUCACACGAAGUUUGGUUUGAACACAUUCUUCCCUUCCUUUCCUCCUCUUCACUUCUCUCCAGUAGACUAAUCAACCGAAACUUUUCCUCCCUAAUCCUCUCCUACAUUAUCAAAUUCAAGAGUGAAUUCAAAAUCCAAGUUGGUUAUCCGAAUGUUUUGUUAGCAAAAAUCGUUCAAUCCCUCCUCACAAAAUUACAAAAUUUAAAAACCAUCACCUAUGAAGAUUACAAUCUCUUGGAGGAUUUUUGUUUGACUGAUCAGGGACUUUCCGAAUUACAUCCUCUACAAUAUGUGGAAAAUGUUGAUUUUGCAAGUUUGGGUGUCAGAUCAAGUGAUGGAUUGUUUAUUAAAGAGUGGAUCGAUAGAGAGAGUCCAAUAUUGCAGUCACUCAGGAGAUUAUCUGUGAAUUAUGUGAUAGAUGAUGUAUGUGUGCUGUUAGAUAAUUUUGAAAAUUUGAAAUCGCUCAGGAUUGUAUCAGGUUGUGUGAAAAUUAAAUUACCUAGCCAAUUAGAAGAGUUGGAAAUAGUUGGGGGAAUUGAAAUAGACACCUUACAUCAAAUAGUUCAACAAUGUCCAAAUUUGAAAAGAUUAUGUGUUAAUUUAUUCUCAGAAUUUAUUACAGAACUUAGGGAUGAUUUGAAGCCACUGAAAAAUUUGACUUGUCUAAGAAUUGAUGUUGAUGAUGUUGUGGUUUACAGAUAUGAUGCAAACUUUUUUGAAUCAUUGAAAAGUUUUGAAAAUUUGACAGAAUUGCAAGUUCCGUGGCCUAUUUCAGAUACGAAUUCAAUUCCGUACAAGAAUUUGAACCAUUUAGGUCAACUAUCACAACUAACAUCUCUCAAAUUCAAAACUGUGCUUCGUUAUAGAGAUAUUUUCCCAAAAUCAAUUGGAAAGGUUGUGGAAACAAUUAGCUCUCUUCAUUCUUUAACUAGUCUUUUUCUAGAUUUUUCAGCUAUUGAUGUAAAAGUUAAUUUUAGUCACGAAUUUUUCGACAAUAUUCCAAAAUUGCAUAAUCUUGAAGAGUUUACUUAUGCUGAUGAAGGUGGUUUUUCUGACAUUUUUAAUCAUUUUUGUGUUACUACUUUGAAACAUUUGAGUUUCAAGUCGGUUGGCCUAACUAUCCAAACCGAUCAAUAUUAUCCUAAUCUUGAAUGUAUUCAAAUGGUAACCAAUGAAAUCGAAGAGGAUGAUUUAAAUCAUUUCAAAAUGAUUCAACAAGUUAAUCUUUCAAAGGUUAAAAUAUUGAAAAUUGGUUCAGUCAACUUGGAAACUUUGGAAUUAAUAUCACAAAUGACAAACCUGGAGGAAUUAUCAAUAGUGAAAAUGAGAAACAUUUCUUCUUUCAAAACUGUUAAGCUUCCAAAAUUAUUGAGAUACUUGGUAUUAGAGGAAUGCCACUAUUUAACAGGAAACGAAGAAGAUUUCUUUGAAAGCUUUAUUGAAUCAUGUCCAUUGCUGGAAAAAGUCGAAUUUUGUACAGUUCCUUUAUUGCAAGACUCGUUUGUUAAAAAGAUUUGUGCUUGGAUUGAAAAUGGUGCUGACCAUAAGAAGCUCUUCUUCUGGAAAUGUGCCAGUUUGACAAAUGACAUGAUUUACUCAUUCAAAGAUAUCACCAAAUGCAAAUUUGUAAUCUUUCAAGAAUGCCCCCAAAUUCACUAUACAAGAGAAAUUUCUGAGAUUUUGACAAACCAUGAAUUUAUUCAAAUAUUUGGAGGAUUCAACAGUAAUUCCCUUGACACCACAAAUACUUCCAACUAUGUAAUCAAUGAUCUGAAUGUUAUUAAUUCACUCGAAACAUUCGAAACAGUUAUUAGAAACUCACUUGAUUUGAAACAGCAUCAAAAAGCAUUCUUUCAAAUGCUUACCAAUAUGUUUGAAGGGUGCAUCUCAGAAAAUACUAAAGAUGAGAAACCAUUAUAUAGGGAACUGCAGAAAUCAGAGUUUGAAACUCAAUGGUUUUUCUACUAUUCAUUUGUGAUGUGUGCAGCUUUUGCUGAUAGAACAAUUGAUCAUUGCUUUAGGAAAGCUAUGGAAUUGGUUUUUACAGAAUCGAACGAGAAGUUAAUUAAUACUCAAGAAAAGAAGAAGCUACUAAUUGAUUUAUUAGAAGAUUUGGAAGAUCAACUUGAAGAGGAUACAUUGAAAUUUGUUAUUGAGAAACUAUUGGAAAAUAGAUAUUUCGAUAAGACACUGAGUGUAGGAAUUGAAAGUCAUGAAUGGCAUGAAAAAUUGGUUGAUUCAAUGAGUGAGGAGGAUAUAUUCCAAUUGCCAUAUUUACACAAUCUUCUCAAUUUAAAUACUGAUCUCCUUGGAAGGAUUGUUAAAAAGAGUCAAUUAUUCAAAAAUUGUGCAUCAUUCAUCCAGAAAUUACAAGAUACUUCUAUUGGACCAAUUUCUGACCCCGAGAGUUUAGAUAUUAGAGAUAGAGUUCCUGAAAGAUUUAAAAACGCCUUCCUCACUGAAGUUAUGGUUCCAAUGGGGAAGACUGAAUGGGAUGAAGAACAAUCAGGGGAGUCCCUUCCGUUUGAGGCAUUUGGUUACAGAUGGGUUCUUAAACUGUCAGAAGAAGGUGGUUGGUUGUCAAUUUAUUUGAGUCUUGCAUCACCUAUUCCAAUUUCUAAUGGAUCUGAAACAUCUGAAUAUGAAACACUCACUGGAAAUGAUGGAAGUUCAAUUGAAAUUUCAUUCAUGUUAUUGAACUUUGAUAACAACCCACAUACGUACUUUAGUGGAAGAAAUAUCUUGAGUCAAUCUGAAAGGGACUACUAUCUCUCUAUUAGAUCAAAUUUGGUUCAGAAGUUUUCAGAGGAUAGUUACAAAUUUCUCAUUGGUAUGAAUGCCAUUUCUAUUAAGGAGAAAAUACCUUGCCCGUUCCUAUCUUCCAAAUAUUCAAUUCACAGGAUUUCAUUCCAUGUUCCACUCGAAUUGAAAAAUUAUUAUUACAAUGAAAUUAAGGUAUACUCUGAUCCCAUAACUACAUUAGGAACUAAAUGGACUGUAAAAUUGGAAAAGAAAUUAGAUAGUGGAAUUUUUGGAUUAUACUUAAUGUUGUCAUCUUUCGAUUUGUAUGAUGAAAAAUCUGCUCUCAGCAAGUGUCGUGUUUUCUUUCAUUUUGCCAAUAAGAAUCUUCAUCCUGACUCGACUCACUCUUAUAGAAAAACAUUCUCUGAUACUAGUUCAUCGGUUGGAGGACAAAUUGUCAAACAUCGAGAGUUAUUCAAACCAAUGAUUAUCAAUGGAGAAAGAUUUGAAACAUAUGACAUUUCACUCAUUAUGGAAAUCAAGUCAAUUUUUUAA
This is a messenger RNA of Naegleria gruberi, 3351 nucleotides long. RefSeq lists its product as uncharacterized. The coding region runs from base 1 to 3351 and encodes 1116 amino acids. The record is from RefSeq and is a predicted model, not a curated record. The transcript has a single exon. NCBI's taxonomy places the organism in Eukaryota, Heterolobosea, Eutetramitea, Acrasida, Naegleriidae.